Messenger RNA from Bufo bufo (common toad), 3812 nucleotides. It is a transcript of the gene FZR1, whose product is annotated as fizzy and cell division cycle 20 related 1. The transcript has 14 exons. Gene Ontology annotation, cellular component: anaphase-promoting complex. The record is from RefSeq and is a predicted model, not a curated record. Lineage: Eukaryota; Metazoa; Chordata; Amphibia; Anura; Bufonidae. Gene Ontology annotation, molecular function: protein binding; ubiquitin ligase activator activity; anaphase-promoting complex binding. Gene Ontology annotation, biological process: positive regulation of ubiquitin protein ligase activity; positive regulation of anaphase-promoting complex-dependent catabolic process; anaphase-promoting complex-dependent catabolic process. The coding region runs from base 195 to 1676 and encodes 493 amino acids.
CGGGAAACAAAUCUGAAAGGGGGAGGGGAUAACAAGCUACGGCAGCGCCGCCAUAUUGGCACCGAGCAGUAAACGGAAAUCUGGGAGACCGGGGAUCAGCUCUCUGCCCUAGGCAUUAGGUGGACACUGCCCACCAGAGCUGUACCUCGUGGUCAACUCUAUCCCCAUUUCCGAUUCUACACUUUUCUGUCAGCAUGGACCAAGAUUAUGAAAGGCGCCUUCUGCGACAAAUCAACCUCCAGAAUGAGAACACUAUGCCUUGUGUAUCUGAAAUGAGAAGGACAUUGACACCAUCCAAUUCUCCUAUGUCUUCUCCAAGUAAGCACGGAGAUAGGUUUAUUCCAUCACGAGCAGGAGCAAACUGGAGUAUCAACUUCCACCGAAUAAACGAAAACGAGAAAUCUCCAAGCCAAAACAGAAAAGCCAAAGAUGCCACUUCUGACAGUGGGAAAGAUGGGUUAGCAUACUCUGCCUUGUUGAAGAAUGAACUGUUGGGUGCUGGAAUUGAAAAGGUUCAGGAUCCCCAAACCGAAGACCGUCGCCUUCAGCCAUCCACGCCUGAAAAGAAGAGUCUUUUUACAUAUUCCUUAAGCUCAAAGCGAUCAAGUCCUGAUGAUGGAAAUGAGGUGUCUCCAUAUUCUUUGUCACCUGUGAGUAACAAAAGUCAGAAACUUUUGCGCUCUCCACGAAAACCCACACGGAAGAUUUCCAAAAUUCCAUUUAAAGUACUUGAUGCUCCAGAAUUGCAAGAUGAUUUCUACCUCAACCUGGUGGACUGGUCGUCUCUGAAUGUUCUGAGUGUUGGAUUGGGGACCUGUGUAUAUCUAUGGAGCGCAUGUACAAGCCAGGUGACGAGGCUCUGUGAUCUGUCAGUGGAAGGAGAUUCUGUGACAUCAGUGGGUUGGUCUGAAAGAGGAAAUCUUGUUGCUGUAGGGACCCAUAAAGGUUUUGUACAAAUUUGGGAUGCUUCUGCAGGGAAAAAGCUGUCCACUCUAGAGGGCCAUACAGCCAGAGUCGGUGCUUUGGCGUGGAAUGCAGAUCAGCUGUCCUCCGGUAGCAGGGACAGGAUGAUCCUGCAGAGAGACAUCAGAACGCCACCUAUACAGUCAGAAAGGAGGUUACAAGGGCACAGACAAGAGGUUUGUGGUCUCAAGUGGUCCACUGACCACCAACUGCUUGCAUCUGGAGGGAAUGACAACAAGCUCCUGGUAUGGAAUCACUCCAGUCUGACCCCUGUCCAGCAGUAUACAGAGCACCUGGCUGCCGUUAAGGCAAUUGCUUGGUCGCCUCACCAACAUGGUCUCCUUGCUUCAGGAGGGGGCACAGCUGAUCGUUGCAUCCGGUUCUGGAACACACUCACUGGUCAACCACUUCAGUGUAUUGACACUGGUUCACAGGUCUGCAACCUGGCCUGGUCCAAGCAUGCUAAUGAACUAGUGAGCACACAUGGCUAUUCUCAGAAUCAGAUCCUAGUGUGGAAGUAUCCGUCUCUUACACAGGUAGCAAAAUUGACCGGACAUUCUUACAGAGUUCUCUACCUUGCCAUGUCUCCAGAUGGGGAAGCUAUUGUCACAGGAGCUGGAGAUGAAACAUUGAGAUUUUGGAAUGUUUUUAGCAAAACACGAUCAACGAAGGAAUCUGUCUCCGUUCUCAAUCUCUUCACCCGGAUACGAUAAUCUAUUCGUCCUUCUCUGGUUUUUCCCUCAUCUUUCAUCACUGAGCCGGGAAUUUCUUGCUUUCCAAACCAGCAAAGAGACUAAUGUUCUGUGUCCAGUUCAGGGAUUCACCAGUAGCCUAUACAGGCCGGGGAGCAUUAAAUAACACUGUUCUAUCUCAAAUUCAGUUUUCCAUCAUUGACAUUGGAGGAAGGAGAAGACGCCUGAUUUUCAUAUAAUGGGUAGUGGUUAUAAACAACCAUUCUGAUCAUGUUCUAUAGAUAUGUAUUUAAAGGAGUCGUCACAUCUGGACAUUUAUGACAUAUCUAGAGGUUGUGCCAGAGCCAACUCUGGGAGCCACUCCUAUAUAAAGUAUGGGGCCCUGUCGUGAAUGGAGAGCAAACAGCACAUGUGUGGUUUUCUCCAUUCACUGCUGUGGGUCCUCUGACAAUAGCUGACUUCUGGUGGGACCACGUUCUUGAGAUAGAAGUUGGUCCCAGAGGUGGGUAUGCCAUAAAUGUCCAGGUUAGACAACCCCUUUAAGUGCAUGUAUAUAAAUGCUUAUGUAUAUCUUAUCUUGGAAUUGACCCCCUGAGGAUUGAAUAUUGCAUUGUCUAGCAGCUAGAAAGCUACCAUCGGAACAAUUAUUUUAAGCUUUUUGGGACUACACUCUGUUUUAUAGAGGCACAGAAAAUCCCCAACAAAAUGGUCUUGUUUGCAUGCAAAGGAUAUCCUAUACUAUAUAUAGAGCCUACUCGUUACAGUUCUACUUGCAACUUUUCACAUAACCUUUUAUUUGAGAGUAUAUCUGUCCUCAGUCUGAGGUGGGAGGGUGUAAACAAAGGGGAGGCUCAUUUUAUGGUCUUAUUGUAGCAAAAUAUGUGUUUAGUUCUGUGACGUUUCUUUUUUUAUGGGUGAUGUUCUGUAUUUUAAAUGUUAAUUUAAAAUGACCGUUUCAGGAUCAGUCAGACAAACUGCCUGAUCUUGUUCCCUCCCAUUUUUUUGUUGCAUUGUUUUGCACGUCGGAGGAAUUUAGAGGAAGAAGAAAGUUGUUUGCUCAAGGAAAGCACUUAGUUUUGGAAUCUGGACUCCGUUGGUAUUGUAACGUUUCAGUGAAUGGGUUGGUGUAAGAACUUGUCUGAUGCGCUAUGCUAAAAGUGGAUUCCUCCUUUUUUUUUUUUUUUCCUCCCCCAGAAGCGGGGCAUGUAAAUCUCAAUAUUCUUUGUUUUUAAAGAAAAGAAAAAAAAAAAGCCGCUUGAUGUUAAACUGUGAAGGGUGUGUUUAUUUGUAACUGAGCAUUGUGUUCUAGCUAGAUGUUGUACUUCAGCUUCUCCAUUGUGUAGCUUGUACAGAUGAAGCACAUAGGGGCACAUCUUAAUAACCCCUAUACCUGGCGGAUCGGCCGGAGUUACGAGGAGGCGUACCCUCUACAUAACUUCGGCGGAUGGACCGCCUCUUCUAAAUGUAAGACCGCUUUAGAUCAUUUUCUAUGCCUAAAACCGGCAUAGAAAGUGGUAAAGGAGGAUGGGCUUGUCAGCCCGCCCACUUUUUUAGACCUGCCAUGAGUGGGGAGAAGUCGCAGAUUGUGGCGCAAAAUACCUUUGCACCGCAAUCUGUGCCAGAAAUACGCCUAAUUUAGCCGUAUUUCUGUUUAAUAAAUGACCCCCAUAGUUUCAGUCUAUUUCACCUCUACAAGUUGCGUGGCUGAAAAACGCAUUGCAGAUCUGCAGUAAGUCUCUGUAAAAUGGUAAGUGGUGUACUAGCUGUGUGCCAGAAACUGCUGUAUGUACGAACACGGUUAUGCAGUUUGGCGAGGGGGAUGACAUUUAGAUAAAGCAGAUGAUUCUCAGGAAGGAUUCGUUCCCUCCUGAUAAUCGCCUGCUGAUCAAUGAAGGAGACUGCUGCUAUUGCAUGCAGCGAUCUCCUCCAUACAGAAUCAUCAUUUACUGGCAGUGGAGGCUGUUUAGCUAGCACAAUCUGUAUGCUGGCAAAUGAUGAUUUAGGUGACCACACAAACGAACCUGUUACCUGAUGAACGAGUGUUUCGCACAUGGUGUAAUCAGCGACACCUUUACACCAACAGAUCAUUGCUAAUGAGCGUUCCUAUCAAUGCUUGUUGGCUGUUAUCUGGCCAAUGCUCAGCCAGUGUAAAGGGGC